Molecule: messenger RNA, 2255 nt
Organism: Syngnathoides biaculeatus (alligator pipefish)
Lineage: Eukaryota; Metazoa; Chordata; Actinopteri; Syngnathiformes; Syngnathidae
Exons: 11
Coding region: 121-1971 (616 amino acids)
Molecular function (GO): calcium ion binding
Source: RefSeq, a predicted model, not a curated record
CCUCAGGUGCGCGCCGGUGCGCGCGGCAAACAAGCGACCGCUGAACGCCUGACGUCACGUCCGUCUCGACCCUUCAGACAAGUUGAGAAAGACGCACAAAAGUAUACUCGGAAAAAAAAAAUGUUCGCUUUCAAAGCAGCGACGCUGAAAAGUCGCACGUUCGUGCUCGGACUUCUGUGGACUUGCUGCAGGGCGCAACCGGAGGAAGACAAAGCCACACAAUUCUCAGGUGAAGGGGGCGGAGCUUUCUUCGCCCUGAGGAGCUGCCAUCAGAGUCUGGGCGGCGACGCCGGCGAAUUCUUCUCUCCUGACUACAUUUGCGCCAACCCGCCGCUGUGGUGCAACUGGACCAUCCGGGCCCGUGCCGGCACCCGGAUCCACCUGCACCUGCAGGACCUGACCCCUGACGAGGACUGCCACCUGAAGCGGGACCAGAUACACGUGGAUGAACCCCCCGGACCCUCCGCCGGUCACCGGGUCUUGCGGGGUUGCUGGCACGAAUCCACGUACACGUCCCGGUCCGACACAGUGCACGUGGUUCUGCUGAUUGGUGGGUGGCCCGUUCAGCAGUAUCGAGGGUUCUACGCACGCUACCGCAUUUUCGGACCUCCCGCGGCCCAUCUCCCGCCGGAUGUCGUGUCGGAGCAGAAAGGGAACCGGAACAGUCAAAUCUGGGACAAUCUAGGAGUGAUGAUGGCGGCCGAUUCCGAUCGCCAUCCCACGGCGUCCACUGCUGAGUGGUCCGCGGGGCCAGAUAUGCUGGCUCCGUCGUGGUUGGAGACCACGGCGCCGGCAGAGUCCCCGCACUGGACCUUCCGGGCAGAAAGAGGCGCCCCCCGAAUGCUCACAGACCCGUCCGACCCGGCGCGACCGUCGCAGGAUCUUCUGAGCAGACUCCCGGGCAGCUCCCUUCACACCUUGAACGCCAAGCGGAGGGACGCCGACCCAGAUCCAAAAUGGCCAGAAGAUGAACGGCAAACAUUUGAAACAGGAGAACAAAACGCGGAGGCCGUGGGGAGACCCUCGUUAUCAUCUGAAGAACCACCGGCGGGGCCUCUUCCACACCCAAACAUUGUGAAACCGCUUUCGGACCACCGAGUGAAGCUGAAUGUCUGGAAUGCUUCUCAAGUUCUACACGAGCCCGGCGAUCAGCUGUUCGAAGUGUCCGUGGAAGUCCAGCUCAGCCAGGACCAGAACCGGGACCAUUUGGAUGAAUUGCUAAUGAAGUCUGUCAAGGCUCUGGUCCUCCAACAUCUGAACGGGCUUCACAUCCCACUCAGCUUGACCUUCAAAAGAGUUAAAAGGCUUCGUGGGGGCUUGCUGUACAUAAUGUGGCUCAACACGGGGCAUGCUCACCUGUCCUCGGCCGUGCACCGGGACCUGCUAAAGCUGGUCGGUGGCGCCGUUGCCCGAGCCGGGGACCCGCACCACGGCGUCGUCGCUUCGGUCUCCGUUGGAGAUGUCAAUGAAUGCGGAACCCAGUUGGCUCUGUGCGACGUCAAUGCUGACUGUUUGGACCAGUUUGGGACGUACUGGUGCCGCUGCAAAGACGGCUUUCGGGACGAGUCGCCCUCGGGACCCAGAGGAACCGUCUGUGUGGACCACAAGCCCGCAGGUUGCACCGCGGGCCCGUCUGCCGAGACCAAAGCCGUGUACGUGCUGUUCUUCCUGCUCAGCUCGCUCCUCCUGACGUCGCUGGCGGCGGCGUGUGCCCUCUAUCGCCGCCACCGCCGGGGGGGCUUCUUUCUCCCCGGCCGGGACUCAUCCCGAGCCGAUCGGGGCUACGCCGACGCCUACGCCAGCCCCGCCGACUCGGACCUGCCGCCGCCUCCGCUGCCCGCCAGGGGGCCGCGGGAUGCUUGGACCCUCCAGAAGGAGCGACUCGCAGCUGUGGAUCUUCCGCUGCUUCGCUUCAGCCCGCUGACGCCGUCCGACGUCUACACGGACGCAGAGGAAGGUGGAAAGAAGUGAUUUUUUUUUUUACUUUUUUUUUUUUUGAGUGGUGGGGAGGAGGUAUUUUUUUUCUUUUGAGAAUUUUUCUGUGACAUAAUCACAAUAAAAAAACUGCAACAUUCGUGUUGUGGGUCAGCAGAUAACUCAAAUGCAACAAUUAUUUUCCUUUUAGUUAUUUGGAUUUAAAAACAAAAUUGUAUUUUGCAAGGAAAUGGAAGUAUGUACAGUAUACUAGACUGGGACAGCGUAAAAUUGCAUUGGGGGAGGGGGACAAGGCUGUAGAAUAAAGAGAGUCGAAACAC